AUGUCAUCCUCCAAAAAGCGAUCGCGAACCGACACGGUGGAUGAUACGCGUGCCGAUUGCCCCUUUGAGGCCCGGCUCGUCGACCCCAAAGAGAAGGAGCUCAAGACCCAGAAGAGACACAAGGCCGGCGGAAAUGAAGAGGAGGAUGUUGAGGCAUGGCGUAAGAGGCUGACGCAGCUGUCGCCAUUUGCGCCGACUGGGAAGUUCAAGACACACGAGACAAUGGACGUACCUUAUAGUGUUGAGCCUGCUAAGAAAUGGAUGGACAUGACGAGAUACAACAGCUUUGUUUUAAACGGGGUAAAAUAUUUCAGCGAGGGUUUCAUCUUCGUUGCGAACGAGUCUUCCAUUGAGCGCAUCAAAGCAACUGAAAACAAGGGUCAACCCUUGGUCAAGUCGAACACCGAUGAGGAUUGGGUUGCGCGGAUUCUUGAGAUUCGAGCCAGCGACGAGCAUCACGUAUACGCCCGCGUCUAUUGGAUGUAUUGGCCGGACGAGCUCCCUGAACACACUGUAGAUGGGAAAAAAUUUCCCAAAGGCCGGCAGCCAUACCACGGCCGAGCCGAACUCAUCGCUUCAAACCACAUGGACGUGAUCAAUGUGGUUAGCGUAACUAGCCAGGCACAGGUGAACCAGAUGAUUGAAAACGAUGACGACGAUACGCAAGGUGCGCUAUACUGGCGACAAGCGCUCGAUGUCAGGACAAAUGAACUAUCGACUGUUGAGACGAUAUGCAGUUGCGGACAACCAGCAAACCCAGAUAACAUACUCAUUGGAUGUUCUAAGGAGAACUGCGGGAACUGGCUGCACCAGGAUUGUCUGAUUCAUGACGCCCUGCUUAAGACGUGGGAGCGCCUCGGUGCUGACAAGCCAUAUGUUGUGGUCAAGGAGGAGACAAAGGAGACACGACGGCCACUGAGCCCAACGGAGCCAGGCGCGGCCGCAUCAGCUCAGCAAUCUAUCGACGUCAAGGCAACCAGCCUCAAAGAUGUGGAGAUCAAGAUUGAUGACGUCAAGGCGGAGGGACCGAUAGUCAAAACUUCCGAGGAGCCUGUGAGCUCCGUAGCACCAUCCGAGACGCCCGGGCCGAGGGCCAGAAGGGGCACGUCAACGCCAAAUCCCACACCGGUCGCGCAGAAAGGAGGCAGAGGGAGGGGUAGGAGGAAGGCGGACAAGCCGUACGAGGGGCACUUUGAGGCAAAGACGAGGAUGGAUCUCACGCCGCCUGUGAUCGAGAUCACAGAUAUGAGAGAAUCAAUUGUCGGCGGCCAAAAGUCAUGGGAGGAGCCCAUGGACUGCCUGAUUUGCAGAAAGCGGAUUGUGUAG
Messenger RNA from Pyricularia oryzae 70-15, 1326 nucleotides. RefSeq lists its product as uncharacterized. Gene Ontology annotation, molecular function: chromatin binding. The record is from RefSeq and is a predicted model, not a curated record. The coding region runs from base 1 to 1326 and encodes 441 amino acids. NCBI's taxonomy places the organism in Eukaryota, Fungi, Ascomycota, Sordariomycetes, Magnaporthales, Pyriculariaceae. The transcript is spliced from 4 exons.